This is a messenger RNA of Drosophila albomicans, 2056 nucleotides long. RefSeq lists its product as uncharacterized. The coding region runs from base 992 to 1543 and encodes 183 amino acids. The transcript has a single exon. The record is from RefSeq and is a predicted model, not a curated record. NCBI's taxonomy places the organism in Eukaryota, Metazoa, Arthropoda, Insecta, Diptera, Drosophilidae.
AUGCCGUUGAUCACAUACAGUUGGCGAAUGCACUCGUUGAGGAAGCUGCGCUUUGUCGGACUCUUGUAGUCUGGUGGAUUGCUGACGAUGUAGUGAUCGUGUUUGUAGACCACAUAGUAACCAUGGAUGCCGUCGAUGUGACCCGGGAAUGGGGGAAAUGUCAUCAAUUGCUGCUCCUGCAGCUGCUGGUCCGUGUAAUGUACUGGCGAGUUGAAGAUGAAGAUCUGAUUCUGAGCAUCGAUGGGAGACUUCACCACUGAAACUUGCUCCAUUGAGUUGUCCAUGAUGAUUUUAAUGGAUUUGAUUGUGUUGAAAGUGUUGGUGAUGUAUUAUAACAAAGUGUUGCUGACAAAGUCAAGAUGGCACAGUUGUAACGCUCAAGAUUCAGAUGUAACUGAUAAUUUGAACAAAUUAGUGUUGCUGACGAAGUCAAGAUGACACAGUUGUAACGAUGUUGUAACUCUGAAGAUUCAGAAGCGACUGAUAAUUCGAAGGACAUCGCAGUGAGUUUAAAUACAGUUUGCGGUACGUGGAUUAGCCUACAAUCAUUACCUGAUAAUUUGCAUCAAACAAUCCGAGCGCUCUUGAGCCUGUCGUAACCUGCAAGGAUAGGUAAGGACAUGCUCACUUCUAGUUACAAGCAGGUCAAUAAAAGGGUCGCUAGAAAUCAGUGUUCGGAUGUGCGUUCGUUCGGUCGGUCGCUCGGUUUUCCAAGUAGGCCUUUUCCCUGGACUACAUAAGUAGCAGGCAGGUAAAUCGAGGGAACUUAUUUUAUGGCAAAACUUUACACCAAAAAUUUGACAACGCAUUUUCGCGAAUGCCUUCCAAGGAUCGUGACGUUAAUCCGCGGACAGCAGAUGUUAGAGUCGAUGCCUGAUUUAUACCUGUUGACAUAUAAGAUGGAGUGCAAAUGAGUUGCAGCUGUCAGAUCUCACUGAACUAUUAAAGCAUACACACGCAUACUACGAGAGUAAACAUAGAAUCGAGCAUUAUGGGAGUCUCUGAAAGUAAAAUGUCGCCUGAAAAGCCUUUGGCUGUUGUCAAUCCAAUGCCAGUAAUUGAUCUAACAGAUGGCGACGAUGCCAACGAGACGCAGAAUCAGGAUGAACCCAAGUCAAAUGUAUCGCUGCAACUCUUUCACUAUCGCCAGCAAAUGGGACUUAAGCAGCAGUCGGCGAUCAAAUGGGCCUCAUCCAAAUUGCUGCUCACCGAGGAGCUGCUCAAGCAGCAAAAGCAACCGCAACAGAAUGUGACACUAUCGUUGGAUGACUUUGAUUCGGAUACCGAAUGGGCUGAGCAACAAUUGGCCCUGCUAACAGAUGACGAUGAUGAUGAUAAUACCGAGAAUCGAGCUCCGUUGGCUGCACCAUUGAAUAGUGAACUGAAUAAUCUGAUGAACUAUCGGGUCAAGCUACGCAAUACCAUAUUGCAUUUGGCCCAAGAGAAGCUGCGGAAACGUGAAAAGACAAAGGUUAAGCGUUUGAAACGCCGUACGCUCAUCUCCUCCAAGAAGCCCAGUAACAAGGACAAGUAUCGGGAUUAGUUAUAAUGUAUAAUGUAGUUAAGAUAUAGUUUUAGUUUUAAUAUUAGUCUAUGUAUUUGUUUUUGUUUCUCAACGCAAUUAAACUGUCCUCUUGACACUGAUUACAACAAAAAAUAUAUUGCCAUCGCAUUUGUCAUUUGACCAACUUCCAAACAUACAAAGUUCAAUGCGCCCCGUGUCGUUGUCCCUGGGCAACCGCUUAACCCCUAUUGCAUAAUUAAUGUCCCCAAUUGGUAAAUGUAAUUGCGGAUUUCCACUGCAUCCCGACUUCGUUUGGUGUUGCGAGCCGUCAAGGACCAAUGUCCUUUGCACACUCACACACACACAUACCGAUUGACUGACAUUUCUGGCUCCGCUUGCUGGUGAUGUUUUUUAUUUCUUUGAGGGUUAAAAAUACUACUCGAAAUGCUUGGGACUGUGAAUUGGGUGAAGGUGCUUGGCACAUAAAGUUUUGAAUUUUGCUGAGUAAAAUGUGUUCCUUGCUAAAAGUUCUAAAUACUUUCCCUUAUUAUA